CUCAUCGCUCUUUAAACUAUACAUGACGUCUGAAAUUGUGCCAAACCUCGAUAAGAUUCCCGCUUUCGUCGAUCGAAUCGUGGUUUCUGGAGUUGCAAGAACUGAUGAAUCGUUGUUGAAGAAGCAGUUCCGGACUUUAAUAAAGUCGGACAAUUUAAAUGAUCUUUUCGAAAACGUACGAGAUGCAAAAGAGCGAUUAACCAAACUUGGAGUUUUUCGUUACGUGUUUGCCAUCGUGGAUACCGCUGACGAUCCGGCGAAGUACAAGGUUAUUUUCAAGGUGGAAGAGAAAAACCCCGUCACAGCAAAAGUUUCGGUCACUCGUAGCACAGAUGGCACUAACAAAAUGUACGGUUCCGUACGGGUUAAUGAUCUGUUCCGUGGAGCUGAAUUUGCCGAUCUGGAUCUCGAAGUGGGAACCAAUUGGUUCGCAUCAAGAUGUGCAACGUUGUCCAAACCACUCGAGGGAAACCCCCACGUGCGCUUCAGCGUUGGUGCAACCGAUGGUAGCUGGGAUCACUCGUGGGCCAGGUUCCUUCGGAUGGAACGUUCCGUGUUUGCAGAGGUGAAAGCUGAAAGUUCAUUUGGAGUGCACAACUUUCACUGGGAUGCGAUUUGGCGUGAGAUUGAAGCCAAAGACAGCAGCACUCCGUGGUCCGUGCGGAAGGAGAGUGGUCCAGCUCUCAAGCUUGGCCUUCAGCAUACUUUUGAGCGUGAUAGCCGCUCAGACUCUGUGUUUCCCGAGUCGGGAUUCCUGUGUCGUCUUUCGAACGAACUAUCGACAAUUACUCCCGGAAGCCCUACGGGAGAUGACACUCCGACCGUUGAGGAAAACAGAGCGUUACAGUUCAAAAUGGAAGGCGUGGCGCAAAAACCAUUCCGCCUUACAGACUGGCUUGUAGGAGAAUUGACCUUCUCAUCCGGUCUCACCCAUUCCUUCACUUCACAUCCUAUACACAUCGCUGACAGAUUUUUCUUGGGUGGUCCACUUGAAUUUCGUGGUUUUCGGUGGCGAUCCGUUGGUCCUGUGGAACCACUGUUGCGGCCUACCCAAUUCAAUUUGCCCAUCACUGACCCCAUCUCAAAUGACUCAAUCGAUGUGUCGGCCAAUACAACUGGCGCCAGUCCAAUCGGCUCGGAGGGCUUUUGGCUUGCGGGUGGGCAUUUAUAUACCCCGCUGCCUUACUUCGACGCCGUCGAAGGCUCUUUCGCAUCUCAUUUUCGAUUGCACGGGUUUUAUCAGAUAGGCGGCACGUUAGACGCACCCAUUCAACGUUUAUCCAAUUGCUUCUCUUCCGCUUCCGGUCAAUCAGUGACCCAUCGACUACGCUCCGAGUUAUGGAGCAAACCACGAACUGUUCUGGGCGCCGGCUUGGUAUUCCGCCUUGCUGGUCUGCUUCGGAUCGAGGUCAAUUAUUGCAUACCAAUUCAAAGUCAACCUGGAGACUCAACCAGCCCUGGCUUUUCAUUUGGGUUGGGCAUGUACUACUUGUGAAGCGAUUGCGUUGCAGUUCCGCGCCUUCCUUCUCUUUGUACGAACUCAGCUGAUUUUGCGCAGUGUAUCUUAUGAUCAGGUAUCAGACAGUCUUGUUUUCACGCACCGCUAGCUCGAAACCCAAUUUCUCUCCUGUUAACGUUUUACUGAUCUUUGUGCCGACUUCCCAGUCAAGGAACCGAUCUGCGAACGCCUUGUUCUAACCAUCUUCAACUUCCCAAAACGCGCCAUUUUCACAUGUAAAUUGUACCAUUCUGUUAUCUACAUUAUUCAAUGACUGCCACUUUAUG
This is a messenger RNA of Dicrocoelium dendriticum, 1785 nucleotides long. The record is from the annotation of a GenBank genome assembly. Lineage: Eukaryota; Metazoa; Platyhelminthes; Trematoda; Plagiorchiida; Dicrocoeliidae.